AUGUUCAACACUUCUGGCGUCACAACAGCUCUUCCUGCACCCGAAGGCUAUGUUGUGGAUUUUGGCAAUCCGCAGAGGCGUGAUGUCUUGGAGACAUAUGUGACACUGAGCGUCGGCAUGAUUGUUGCUCUCUUCUUCCUGUUCCAGAGAAUGUAUGUUAAGAUAGUCAUCCGCAAAAGGUUUGGCGUGGAUGACGAGGCUGCAAUGGAUGGGUAUGUGGGAGUCCAUGGCUGGGAAGUUCCCGUUGAAAAGUUCAAAGACUUUACGUUUUACAACAGCUACAUAAACCCCAUCGUCUACGCAAUCCCACCCGGGGCCUGCAAGAUGGUUAUUCUCAUGUUCUUUCUCGAGAUCAACAGCAGCACAGAUUGGUUCCGACGGUCCGUCUACUUCACCAUGUUCGUGGUCGUCGGCUCCAGCCUCGGAAUACUCUUCAGCUCCAUCUUUCCGUGCAAUCCUAUCCAGUCCGCCUAUGACUUGGCGACGCCUGGAACGUGCAUCGAUCGAGUAGCUACUUUCAAGGCGACCGCCGCUUUGGGAGUCAUCACGGACAUCAUGAUCAUAUGUCUUCCGAUACCCAUGGUGUUGAAUCUGCAAGUGUCCACUAGAAAGAAAAUCGGCCUUCUUUCUCUCUUUGGAAUUGGCUCAGUGACUGUCUUCACCUCCAUUGUCCGCCUCUACCUGCUUAUCACGAUCCUGAACGAUCCUGACCAAACUUGGGGUGCCAUUUUCAUCAAUCUUUGGGUUGGCGUGGAAGCGAAUCUGCUGGUCAUGUGCGCCUGUCUUUCUACGCUGCGCUUGUUCUUCCACACUGUUUCUCCAAAGCUCUUCUCCUCCGCUGCAGCUAUAACAGGCCAAUCCGGAGGGGUCUCUGGCAACGGUCUGCAGACUAUUGGCGGCACUGGCGGGGUUGGUUCAGGCCCCAGCCGUCGCCGUUACAGCCGUUUCGACCGUAGUCAGAACGAACCUGCAUACAACCUCGACACCUUUCAUGUGCAGAUCAAAAGCGGGCCAGGAGAUCGGGAUGACGAGCAACCGGGACGCAGGAGCUCGAUAGGGGGUGUUCAUGACCCUGACAGUAGCAGCGAGAGGGGAAUCAUACAGACGACUGAGACCCAUAUACACUACUCAAAAACAUAG
Messenger RNA from Colletotrichum destructivum, 1140 nucleotides. RefSeq lists its product as uncharacterized. The transcript is spliced from 5 exons. NCBI's taxonomy places the organism in Eukaryota, Fungi, Ascomycota, Sordariomycetes, Glomerellales, Glomerellaceae. The record is from RefSeq and is a predicted model, not a curated record. Bases 1 to 1140 code for a protein of 379 amino acids.